AUGGGCCAUGUUUUUGAUAGUGGAUUGGGUGCUAAUAGUAAGAAGAAGAGAAGCAAGAAGACCAAUGACAAGAAAGGAACCUGUCAAGGGAAGAAGACUGGUGAGAAGAAGACUGCAGCAGGUGGUCAAAGGUCAAGGACUGCCAAGCACAGACAAGGGAAGAGGAAGGAGUCUAGCAGCGGAGCAGCGGAGAGCAAACAAUCAAGGCUGAACUUCACAGUAGAAGGAUACCCAAGAGAGUCAUCUGAGUACGAGCCUAGUGAGGGCAAGAUAGUGUACAGGGCGCCGGGCUAUGGACAGAGCAAGGAGGACGAGGAUGAUGGCAUCGUAGCUCGCCACUGUGACAUCUGUCACCUCAAACCAUGCCUUGCCACUGCUUGGGACCAGAAGAUUCGUGAUAGCUGCCACAAGCACUUGAUAGCUGACAAGAGAACUAUCAAUUUCACAAAGAAGGCUGUGGAAAAGAUGCUUCAGAAGGAACACUGCAGGCUUUUCAUGAAAAGGUACCGCGUCAAGGAUCCCAUCCCAGUUUGCAUUGUUUAA
This is a messenger RNA of Seminavis robusta, 543 nucleotides long. The record is from the annotation of a GenBank genome assembly. NCBI's taxonomy places the organism in Eukaryota, Bacillariophyta, Bacillariophyceae, Naviculales, Naviculaceae.